Messenger RNA from Penicillium salamii, 1077 nucleotides. The record is from the annotation of a GenBank genome assembly. Lineage: Eukaryota; Fungi; Ascomycota; Eurotiomycetes; Eurotiales; Aspergillaceae.
AUGUCGUCACUGCAGCCCAGGUGUCGGUCGUCACUGCCUGUCUUAUGUUCCUACCUCUUCAUCUCUCUCUCACUUCUCUUCUUUCUCGGUCGUCACUGCCUGUUUUAUGCUCCUACCUCUUCAUCUCUCUCUCACUUCCCCUCUUUCUCGAACUCCAAACGUUUUACUUUCUCUUUCUUCACCAUGGACUCCUUGUCAAAGUUCGCACCAGGCACCGAACGUCCCGAUCCCCUUUUGCAAUUAGCGAAAGAACUGAAUCCCCAGCCGUUAAGGAAAAGCUCAGAUCUCGGCACCGCUCUCACACUCCAUCGGGGAAGCCUCGAGCACAACCACCACGAAACCCAAUACCUCGCCUUGAAGUCAGUUCCGCCUGCAACGAUUUCCACCUGGAGACAUCAGCAAACCAAAAAUUUCAAAACCAUUCGCACUUGUUAUAACGCAACACAACAACUGCUCAUUCUGAAGGUAAUGCCCAACGAUGCGCACGAAACACCAUCCAGAAUGUUCAAUACUUUCGUCGAUACGAAACUGCUCGCUAUGGGAAUCGACUACAAUGUAGUAGUGCCGACGGGAACAUCGACAGUGAGGAUAGGCGACUGGACUAAGGAGCCCGACUCUUCCUGGGCGCCAGUUGCGUGGAAUGGUCAGAAAAGUUUCGUGCUUGAGGUCGGACUUUCAGAAUCGGAUCCACAUCUGUUUCAGAUGGCCAGAGGCUGGCUGGAAUCGCCAGAUACGACAGUUCAGCUGGUAGUGACACUGAGCAUUUCCCGCCGAAGUCCAACAAUCACUUUUCAGACUUGGAUAUUGGAAUCUCACAGAACGAUGUCAACGAGAGGCUAUUCGCCUUCUGCAAUUGUUCGGUCGCAAAUCACUCUAACCCGCGACGGUAAUGUGACAACUGUUGACGGAAAUGUUUACCUCGGAGACACCACUGCGCCGAUGACCCAGCUUGAGUUGCCGUUUGAGAAAAUUGUCGGCCGCCCUCCGAAUCAGUUGCAGGAACAGGACCUGGUCAUUAGCAGCGACGAGUUGAAACAAAUUGCGCGGGGUGUUUGGCGAGACCAAGGCUUCUGGUGA